AUGGCCGGCGGUGACCCAUAUUGGCUUCUGAAUGCAUUCCUUAUCACCCUUCUGUGCAUUGUCAUUGUAUCUUCCGGCGAUCCUGAUGCAGAUAUCCUCCUCAAGUUUAAGAAGUCCCUAGCCAACGACGCUGCACUAUCCAAUUGGAAUUCAUCUACGAACCCGUGCGUGGGGAAAUGGGUUGGUGUGAAAUGCUGGGAAGGAAACAGAAUAUGGUCAUUAAAGCUAGAGAACAUGGGAUUAACAGGCCAAAUUGACGUCGAUUCCCUUGUCGGCUUGCCAUACUUGCGGGGCUUAAGUUUCAUGAACAACAGUUUUGAUGGUCCCAUGCCUAAAGUAAAAGUGCUUAGAGCACUAAAGUCGUUGUAUUUAUCCCACAACCGGUUCUCCGGCGAGAUCCCGGACGGGGCUUUUGCAGGAAUGGGAUUGUUGAAGAAAGUUUAUUUGUCACAUAAUAGCUUUAGUGGUAAGAUUCCAUCUUCACUUCUGGGGUUGUCUAAGCUUUUGGAGUUGAGGCUUGAUGGAAACCAGUUUGAAGGCAAUAUACCCGAUUUUCAACAGAAGGGUCUUCAACUACUGAACGUAUCAAAUAAUUAUUUGCAAGGUCCCAUUCCAGCCAGUUUAAGCAAUAUGGAUUCAAGUAGUUUUUCAGGCAACGAUGGUCUAUGUGGGAAGCCUCUCAAGUCAUGCGACUCCAACAAGAACAAGAAGUCUCCUUUGUCAAAGACCGUCAUCAUUUUGAUCUGCAUAGGCCUCGCUUUAGUGAUCCUUGGUGCCGUUCUUGUUGUUCUACACCGCCAAGGCGAAUCGCGAUCGGGUAAGGCCCCAGAAAAUGACAACCAGACAAGAGCAGUGACUUGUGAAGGAGACAAAAUGGAACGCGGGACAUCAGGUUACUCGGGUAAUAAUAACAAGAAGGUUGAGCCUCCGGCGAAGCUGACUUUUGUGAGGGAUGAUAGAGAAAAAUUUGAGUUAAAUGACAUGCUUAGAGCCUCAGCUGAAAUUUUGGGCAAUGGCAGCUUUGGAUCUUGUUACAAGGCUGUUCUUUCAAAUGGGGCGGCCAUAGUUGUGAAGAGGUACAAAUACAUGAACAAUAUAGAAAGAGAGGAGUUUCAAGAGUACAUGAAGAGGCUAGGGACGUUAACACACCCUAACUUACUUCCUCUUAUGGCCUAUUAUUAUAGAAAGGAAGAGAAGCUGUUGGUAACUGACUUUAUUGGAAAUGGAAGCUUGGCCAGUAAACUUCAUGGAAAACAAACUACAGGCGAGCUGCGGCUCGAUUGGCCGACCCGCUUGAACAUCAUCAAAGGAGUAGCCAAGGGCCUGGCUUUUCUCUACGAUGAGCUACCUAACCUAACUCUUCCACAUGGUCACCUCAAGUCCUCCAAUGUGAUACUAAACGAGUCUCUUGAACCCCUCCUAACAGAUUAUGGCCUAUUACCAGUAAUCAACCAAGAGCACGCUGUUCAUCUCAUGGUGGCAUACAAGUCACCCGAGUAUGCGCAGUGUGGACGCACAACAAAGAAGAGUGAUGUUUGGUGUCUUGGCAUACUGAUAUUGGAGAUACUGACGGGUAAGUUCCCUGCUGCCAGCAUUUCCAAGCAGGGUAAUAAGGGAAGCGAUGAAGAUUUGGCAUGUUGGGUCAGUUCUGCUAUUAGAGAAGAACGCGCAGUGGAAAUUUUUGACAAACAGAUGGAAGGGACAAAGAACGCUGAAGGAGAAGUGUUAAAGCUAUUGAACAUUGGGUUGUGUUGUUGUGAGGCUGAUACGGAUAAGAGGUGGGAUAUAAAGGAAGCAGUUGAGAGGAUCGAAGAGUUAAAAGAAAGGGACAAUGACGAUGACUUCUACUCCUUAAUUAGCGAAGGGGAGAUGCCUUCCACAAGAUCAUUGAUGGCUGAGAUUGAACUUUCUCUAUGA
Messenger RNA from Nelumbo nucifera (sacred lotus), 1917 nucleotides. Its product is annotated as pollen receptor-like kinase 4. Lineage: Eukaryota; Viridiplantae; Streptophyta; Magnoliopsida; Proteales; Nelumbonaceae. Gene Ontology annotation, molecular function: protein binding; protein kinase activity; ATP binding. Gene Ontology annotation, biological process: protein phosphorylation. The record is from RefSeq and is a predicted model, not a curated record.